AGCCGCAGCAGCGUCAUCCGCCCCCACGCGCUCAGGUGAGAGCAAUACCUGAGAAGAGGGCGUGGCCUCCUGUGCCAGCGACGCACACGCACACACACACGCAGACUGCUUGUCUGGAACAUUCGGUCAGCUGAAAGAUGGAAAAGUCGCCGAGUCUGUCCUCCGAGGGCUCCCCCCCUCCUCCGCUGGACGACGACGACUCCAGCUCGGCUUGCUCCGACGAGCUGCUGGGCUCUCAGUCCCGCCGCUGGUUGUCCGAUUGCCUGGCGGGGGAAGAUCCUGCACACCCCGGCGACGUCAACGGGGACGUGAGCGUGGGCCGCGACGGAUUGUUCGUGGACUUUCACUUCCCUCUGGGCGAACUGGAGAUGAAGGCCGCCGGGGUCAAGUGGAAAAGACCCAAGGAGCUGUGCAGGACGCCUCACUUUACCGUAGACGGAGCGUCACGCCUCGACAUCCGCCAAGGGAAGCUCAGCGACUGCUGGUUGCUGUCGGCCAUCGCCUCUAUGGCCGUGCACAAACCUCUGCUGGACAAGGUGGUACCACCGGGUCAGACCUUCCUGGACGGGUACAAGGGCUGCUUCGUCUUCCGGUUCUGGCAGUACGGUCAGUGGGAGGAAGUGCGCAUUGAUGACCUGCUGCCCACCUGCAACAACGACCUGAUUUUCCUCAGCUCGCCACAAAAGCACGAGUUCUGGAGCUCUCUGCUGGAGAAAGCCUACGCCAAGUUGAAAGGAGGCUAUCGAGCUCUGGACAUGGGCUUCCCCCACGAGGCGAUGGUGGACAUGACGGGGGGCGUGGCCGAGGUUUUAAACGUGUCUUUGCUGCCCAGAGAUCUUCCAGUGUUGGUCAGACAGAUGCUGGCCAAAGGAGCGCUCAUUAACUGUGCCAACACGCUCGGUCCUCUGGAGAGCAGGAACGAGCUGGGAAUCAUGUUCAGACACGCCUACUCACUGACGGCGGUCGAGGAGGUGCAGACCACAUAUGGACCAGUGGACCUGGUGCGCAUUAAUAACCCGUGGGGCAACACCGAGUGGGAGGGGCCAUGGAGUGACCUGAACGGUCCAGAGUGGAACACAGUGAGCCCCCAGGAGCAAAAGAGACUGGAGCGAGUCCGACGGGAGGAUGGGGAGUUCUGGAUGUCGGUGUCGGACUUCCGGCAGAACUUCGAGACCAUGGAGGUGUGCCACCUGUCUGACCUCAGCGAGCCGACGGGCGCCAGCGUGCAGCCGUGGGUGUGCGCAAUGAAUCAUGGGAGCUGGGUGCCGCGGGUUUCGGCGGGAGGCUCUCCUCAUGGGGGUUGGUACUGGCAGAAUCCACAGUAUGACUUUGUCCUCUCCCAGCGGGACAACAGAUCCAGUGACUCCUCGAAGUCCUGCUCCUUCAUUUUGGCUCUGAUGCAGAAAUAUCAGCGGCGCAGAGGAAUUACCCUGUCCAUCGCUCUGCAUAUCUACCCGGCGCCUCACGAGGACAAGCACCUGUCCCCUCAGGACCUGAGCGCCCUGCGCCCAGUGCUCUGCAGCAGCCAUUACUCCUCCCGGCGUGAGGUGGUGCUGCGAGGCACCCUGCCGCCGGGUCGCUACGUCAUCAUCCCGUCCACCGCCGAGCCCAAUCAGCAGGGCUCCUUUCUCCUUAGGGUGCUGACGGAACGAGGCCACGCCUCCACUCCGGCUUCAAGCUCGGCAACACCUGACCUGUCUUCAAUACAAGCGCAGCCUCAUUUCCCUCACCAGACUGCGCUCCCUUCCCUAAAAGCCAUGAAAGUGCUCUUCAAGAAGCACUGCAACAAGAGAGGAUUCUGUAAACCUCAUCACCUUCAUAGCCUGCUGACAGAGACCAUCCAGGGGGGAGUGUUGGCUGGCAGCGAGAAGCACCUGGAACUGGAGCACUGCAAGAGCUUGGUGGUCCUCAUGGACAGUCAAGGCAUCGCGCAGCUAAACUGGCGGGAGUUCCAGAGUCUCUGGGAAAAGAUCCGGAUGUGGACGGACAUUUUUCUGGUGUACGACAAGAACAAAACUCAGCGUCUAGAGUAUGAAGAGGUGAGCCCCGCCCUGAAGGCCGCAGGCAUCGUGGUGGACGACCUGGUGAUGCAGCUGGUGGGCCUGCGGUACACGGAGCCCGACAUGACCAUCAACUAUCCCGGCUUCCUGUACCUCACCAUGAAGCUGGACAGCAUGAUCCACAAAUUUCACGCGUACGACAUGGUGGGAAUGGGAAGCAUCUCGCUCAAUUACAGACAGUGGCUCCACAUGACCGUUUACAACUGAACACCCGCCUCAGCCCAGAAGAUUCCCAGGAUCAAUUCCCUCUGCAGCGUUUGAUUGUAUUUUCGUCGCGCUCCGGCAUGAGCGCACAUUACAGCCGCGCUGAGGGAAAUAUUUGUCAGGGAUUGUUUUCGCUCAUGCGGGGCCGCGAUUGAAACAUGGACGCCGAUUCUUCUACUCGCUGGGAAGAGGUCGCGACCCCGAUCGCUGGGAAUAUUUUUGAUUAACGACCCCCCGUUUUAUUGUGACUGUUUGGUAUGUGUACAUAGUCGUCUGCCAGCGUCAUUCUUUAAACACUCUAAACAUGUCCACGCUCUCUCUCUCUCUGUGUGUGUGAGUGUGUGUGAGUGUGUGUGAGUGUGUGUGUGUGUGUGUGUGUGUGUGUGUGUGUGUGUGUGUGUGUGUGUGUGAGUGUGUGUGUGUGUGUGUGUGUGUGUGUGUGUGUGUGUGUGUGUGUGUGUGUGUGUGUGUGUGUGUGUGUGUGUGUGUGUGUGUGUGUGUGUGUGUGUGUGUGUGUGCGAUAUCCUGUUGCGCUACCACUCACACUGCCUUAUUUGGGCGUUGUGUGACAUACAUCGGGCGGUAUAGCUCGGUUGGUAGAGUGGCCGUGCCAGCAACUUGAGGGUUCCAGGUUCGAUCCCCGCUUCCGCCAUUCUAGUCACUGCCGUUGUGUCCUUGGGCAAGACACUUUACCCACCUGCUCCCAGUGCCACCCACACUGGUUUAAAUGUAACUUCCAUAUUGGGUUUCACUAUGUAAAAGCGCUUUGAGUCACUAGAGAAAAGUGCUAUAUAAAUAUAAUUCACUUCACUUCACAUCGCCGCAUUUCAUGUCUCCUCACCCUUUCAUAAAUGUAACCACACAUUUUUCUAUUAUAUUUUCACUCACUUCCUGGUCUGGAUGAGCUCAAAUGGACGCAAUUUUACACAACUUACAGUAAUGCGAUUCAUUGCAAAUAUUUGUCAUAAUGAUGGUAACAUUUUGUGUUUUAUGCUAUUACAGGGAUUUUCAGUUCUUUUCUUUUAAGCAAAAAUUCUGCCGCCACUAUAGAUAACAGCACGUGCCGAUAAUAUUGUUAUAAGUACACCUCUGCAGAAGAUUGCAUCAUUAUUAAUGUAACCCAGGUGGUAUACCAUUCCGCACUGGUACUUGAACCCUGGUCGUCCGCAUGGGAGGCAAGUGUGCUGACCACCGAGCUGGCUAACUAACGUACACGUGGCCCCGCCCCAUUGGCCGGCUUACGUGACACCCGGGGUGUCCAAACUUUUUCCACCGAUCAAUGCAUGCAGGGGCCAUUCUGAUAUUUUUCCUUUUCAAAACCCUUAAAAUAUACACAUUUUUGGAAACCUUUAUGGCUCCCCUUGAAGGGUGGCAGUCAUAAAAAUUAAUCAUAUAUUAUUAUUUUUUUGUCAACGUUUGAAUCUUUAGAUCAAUUUCAGAGCCAUUUGUUGAUAAAAAGUUUUAUUCUCUUAUGCUCUUGUAUAAGAAACCCAUUUUUAUGAAAAAAUAAAAUAAAAUAAAAACAUCCCAAAAACAAAAUAUGCAAUAUCCUCCUCCGCACAAAAAAUGUUUUUGGAAUAUUUCAUGUGAUUCAUAAUUCAUAACAGCAUUGAUUUUAUUUUAUUAUUGUUUUUUGAGCAAAGACAGUUAAAAACCCCCAAAAAUCAACAGCUUUUUUUUUUACUUUCAACGUUUAAAUAUCUAGAUGGACUUCAGAUCCAUCCAUUGAUAAUGUGUUUUCAUUAAUGUGUUUUGUUUGUUUUAAGGCUUUUUUGUAUUGCAUGGCAAAAACACAAACCAUGCAAUUUUUACCCCCGAAAAUUAUUUCAAAGUGUAAUAUUUGAUGUGAAGUCAUUGGAGCUUUAUAUACGACAAUAGUUCAUAACAACAUUGAUUUUGAUUCAUUAUUAUUUUUUGAGCUAUGACAGUUUUAAAGAGAAAACAGCCUGCAUGGCAGUUUUGUGUUUUUAGCGUCAACGUUGUAGCUUUUUGUUGUUACAUUUGCCCUGUUUGCUCUUUUUUUUCACCUUUUUUAUGUUGUUUUUUAAUUUUUUUUAAUUUUUAGAAUGUGACGCGGGCCGUUAAAAAAUGAGAUGCGUGCCGCACUUUGGACACCCCAGCGUUACACGAACAUAAAAUAAAAAAAUAUAGAUCAACUUACAACAAAGAAUAAUUUUAUUAACAUUGUUUUUUAGUCUAUAAUAAAUGAUAAAUGAUAAAUUUAGUCUAUAAUAGAGAUUUAAAGUGCACCAAUUUGCCUGAAAUAAAAAUAAAAAAUAAAUUUAUUUAAACUAUCAACAUUUUUUGAAAAAUUAGAUACUGAAAAUUCAAAUACAUCAAUAAAAAAACUAAUAAUAAUAAAUAAUUACAUAUUCAAAAUGAUAAGUAACAUUAAUUCAGGAGCACAAUAUAUAAAUCAAAAUGCGAAAGUCAGGAUUAAUGGCCCCCCGGGACUGCACCAUGUUAAGCAUAUUUCGUUCCUGUGAAAGUAUGAAUUAGAUCACUCAGUGUGAUUAUUAUGGCAUUCAUUAGUGGCUGGCAGUUUCACCCUCGCCCUACUCUCACUUGUAUCUCACCGCAUACUUGAAAUAUUUGCUAAUAAUGGCAGGAUGUUUUCCAUGUCCCGACUCACCUUGAACGCAUCACGGAGAAACAAUGUCCAUACAUGGCUCUAAAUCAAGGCUGUCCAAAGUGUGGCCCACAGCUCAAGUUUUGCAAUAAAAAUUUAAUGAAAAAGCAGAAAUGUUGAUACUAAUAAUAUUCUGAAUAAUAUGCUUUGUCAAUUAAAACACUUAGCUAACAUAAUGUAUUAAUUAUAAAUCGAAAUAAAAUUGUUCUUGUUUAUUUUGUUGACCACUGACCGAAGAAAUAUCUAACUAAAUAUUUUCAUAAUGCAUAAAAAAAUAUGUUUACUACCUCCCAAAUAUAUACUUUAACAUAAUUAGACAUACAUUACACCCACACAGCAACCUCUCAACUAUUUUAAUCCAAUAUAAUAAUGCUGGCAGAGGCUGAGUGGCCUCGAUACUGAAUAGCGCACUGAAUGGUUUGGUCUCAUCUAGUUGCCAAUAAUAUUGAAGUAUUAAUAUUUUAAGUGCAUUUUUUAGGCUGCUAGAAAAAAAACGUAUGCUUGAAAAUGUUCAAUUUAGACCAGCCUGGGCAAUUAUUUUGACUCGGGGGGGCCAAAUUUUGAGAGAAAAAUUUGUCUGGGGGCCUGUAUAUCUAUUUUUAGGAACACUAAUACAAAACCCCACAAUAAUGUCUGAAUGCUAAAAACGUUAUGACAGACCACCUUAAAAAAAAAAACGGAAUGGAAUUUUAAUUUUUUUUUACUGAAUGAGACACCCAGAAUGUACAUGAAAAUAAAGAAUGUGGGAUUCACAAUAUUAACUAUGACCAAUAAAACACUGAAUAUUGACAACAUAUGAACGUCACACACCCUCUCGAUCGACAUAUUUUACAAUCAAGCAAAACGCAACAAAAAUGCAACAAAGCAGCAAAAUAUGAACGCGGAGGGUAAAACAAAAAACACCUACAAUCUGAUACAUCACUAAGCUUUAGAACUUUGUUGUAAAAAUCUGCUUCCGUGUCUGUCCCUGACACCCGCAUUUCAGGCUCGCUCUGGAAACACUCUGUGGAAACGCUCCCCACCCACACUGCUUGGUGCCUCGUCUCAGCUGCUGUGACUUAGAUUACCAUAGUAACUAAUUAGAUUACCAUAAUAACUAGUACAUCAUGCAAAAGCGCAGAUUCCAACCAUUGAAAAAUGUUGUAUAGUUGAAGACUUCCGGUCAUUUCAAAACAUCACUGCACAUCAUAAUGGCAGCUACACUUUCCAUCUUAAAGAUCUAAAAAAAAUUAUUUGGGAAUGUCCGGCAGGCCAGAUUGAAAAGAUUAACGGGCCUUAAUUUGCCCAGGUCUGAUUUAGACCAAAAGUCUGUAACAUAUAUAUAAAAAGGAUACCAACAAAAAAUCUGCGAUCAGAGUGAAGCUGCAAACUUGGAAUGGGUUACUACUGUCUGUUGGUAGCAUUUCUUUUACGAAAUAAAAAAAAUGACCGAUGCUUGCUUUGACGGCCCAUGGUGGAAAAAGUUUGACCCACCCUGUCUCCUCACCUUUUAUGAAUGUCAUUCACAUAUAACCGGUCAAUUUAUUAGGUACACAAUCCAAUGCGAUCCAGUGCAAAUAUUGUGCCUCUACGAAGAUAAUACUGCACGCUUUUGAUUUAUUUAGCAAUAACUGUCGAGGCGCUGCAUCUUUUUGACCUACAAUUAAGUUGUGCUAAAAAUAAACCCAAUGAAUAAUGUUUUUGUUUUUUUUGAAUAAACUGUCAACACAAUUAAAGUGCAAAUGAAAACACAUCUUCACCACUUUAGUCAUAAUUUAAGUGGUGGAAAAAUCUAUUACAAAUGAGUACCGCAGCGGCCCAUAUGGACCACAGCUGAAAAGCUUGUUGCCCACCGUGUCAUUUUCAGCCCCACUCGUUCUUUUUUAUUGGCUCCAUCUGUACGCCAAUGAAUUUCUUGAUUAAAGUACAGUGUUUUAUUUUACUGUAUUCAAACAGUGUUACUGUUCAAACCGUGUGUAAUGUUACAGUGGCCAAAAAUGUUAAAUAUUCUUGUGAAAUAAAACCUCUGCCUUGUUUUUAAUGAA
This is a messenger RNA of Entelurus aequoreus (snake pipefish), 6917 nucleotides long. RefSeq lists its product as uncharacterized. Gene Ontology annotation, cellular component: cytoplasm. Gene Ontology annotation, molecular function: calcium-dependent cysteine-type endopeptidase activity; calcium ion binding. The record is from RefSeq and is a predicted model, not a curated record. Bases 138 to 2267 code for a protein of 709 amino acids. Lineage: Eukaryota; Metazoa; Chordata; Actinopteri; Syngnathiformes; Syngnathidae. Gene Ontology annotation, biological process: proteolysis. The transcript has 20 exons.